Messenger RNA from Emericellopsis cladophorae, 1737 nucleotides. RefSeq lists its product as uncharacterized. Gene Ontology annotation, molecular function: Hsp90 protein binding. The record is from RefSeq and is a predicted model, not a curated record. Lineage: Eukaryota; Fungi; Ascomycota; Sordariomycetes; Hypocreales; Bionectriaceae. The coding region runs from base 1 to 1737 and encodes 578 amino acids. The transcript has 3 exons.
AUGUCAGCCGACGAGCUCAAGGCAGCUGGCAACAAGGCCAUUGCCGAGAAGAACUUCGACGAGGCCAUUGCCAAAUUCACCGAAGCCAUUGCGAUUCAGCCCGAAAACCACGUCCUCUACUCCAACCGCUCUGCCGCAUACGCCUCAAAACGUGACUGGGACAGCGCCCUGAGCGAUGCCGACAAGACCACCGCAAUCAAGCCCGACUGGGCCAAGGGCUGGGGCCGCAAAGGUGCCGCCCUGCAUGGAAAGGGCGAUCUCCUUGGCGCCAAUGACGCUUACACAGAGGGCCUCAAGCACGAUGCCAACAACGCUUCGCUCAAGAGCGGGCUGGCAUCUGUCGAGAAGGCCAUGCAGCAGGAGGCUGGUGGUGGCAUGGGAGGGGAUCCGAUGGGCGGCAUCGGAAAUAUGUUCAAGGACCCCAAUCUGAUCAGCAAGCUGGCCAGCAACCCCAAGACUGCCUCGUACUUGAGCGACCCGUCCUUCAUGACCAAGGUGCAGAAGCUGCAGCAGGGCGACAUGAACGAAAUGUCCGAUAUCUUCAGCGACCCGCGCAUGAUUCAGGUUAUGGGCGUGGCCAUGGGUGUCGACAUGGAGGCUCGCGACUCAGCCCCCGAGGGUGCCUACGAGAUGCCCACGGGCGAUGCGCCAUCGCAGCCCAAGCCUUCUGCGCCCAAGAAGGCCCCCGAGCCUGCACCCGAGCCCGAGCCGGAAGACGAGGAGGCUAUUGAGAAGAAGAAGCUCAAGGAGGCUGCCGACAAGGAGAAGGCGCUCGGCACCGAGCAGUACAAGAAGCGCAACUUUGACGAGGCGAUUGCCCACUACACCAAGGCGUGGGAGACGUUCAAGGACAUCACGUACCUCAACAAUCUGGGUGCCGCGCAGUUCGAAAAGGGUGACUACGAUGCCUGUAUCGAGGCGUGUAACAAGGCCAUUGAGGAGGGUCGUGAGAUCUACGCCGACUUCAAGCUCAUCGCCAAGAGCUAUGCCCGCAUCGGCACCGCGUACGAGCGCAAGGGCGACUACGCCAGCGCCAUUGACAACUACAAGAAGUCUCUCAUGGAGCACCGCACACCAGACGUCCUGACCAAGCUCCGCGCGGUCGAGAAGACCAAUGUCGAGGCCGCUAAGAAGGCCUACGUGGAUCCGGAGAAGGCUGAGCAGGCCCGCGAGGAGGGCAACAAGAAGUUCAAGGAGAACGACUUCCCCGGCGCCGUUGAAUCCUACUCGGAGAUGGUCAAGCGCGCGCCCGAGGAUCCGCGCGGCUACAGCAACCGCGCCGCCGCCUUCAUCAAGCUCUUUGAGUUCCCCAGCGCCGUCGAGGACUGCAACCUCGCCAUCAAGAAGGACCCCAAGUUCAUCCGCGCGUACAUCCGCAAGGCCCAGGCCUACUUUGGCAUGCGCAAGUACUCGGACUGCGUCGAUGCCUGCACUGAUGCACAGAUGGUCGACAUGGAGCACCACAACAACGCCAACGCCCGCGAGAUUGAGAACCAGCAGCAAAAGGCCUUCUCGGCCAUGUAUUCGGCCCGUGACAAUGAGACGGAGGAGCAGACUAAGGAGAGGCUCCAGCAGGAUCCUGAUAUCAUGGCCAUCAUGCAGGACCCCGUCAUGCAGAGCAUUUUGCAGCAAGCGCAGAGCGACCCCAAAGCUCUUCAGGAGCACAUGCGCAACCCCAUUGUCCGGACAAAGGUACAGAAGCUGGCGGCGGCCGGCGUCAUCCGCAUGGGCCGGUAA